Molecule: messenger RNA, 4235 nt
Organism: Mirounga angustirostris (Northern elephant seal)
Lineage: Eukaryota; Metazoa; Chordata; Mammalia; Carnivora; Phocidae
Product: N-acetyllactosaminide alpha-1,3-galactosyltransferase-like
Exons: 5
Coding region: 2823-3644 (273 amino acids)
Biological process (GO): carbohydrate metabolic process
Cellular component (GO): Golgi apparatus; membrane; vesicle
Molecular function (GO): hexosyltransferase activity
Source: RefSeq, a predicted model, not a curated record
GAAAGGAUGAAAUAUGGAAGAAAAAUAAUUCAACUGUUAUUAUUUUUAUUGUUUCUAUGGGCUUUGCACAGACAGUAUCAUUUCAGCACAAAGAAACUACAGAAGAUACACCGGUGCUGGUAAGUCUUAUUUACAAAUAUGCUAUGACCUCUUCUUUGAGGACAAAACCUGUUGGAGGGCAGUGGGGUACCUGCAAGUCCUUGGCUCCUGCAGGCAGGUAAACCAAAGCAAUUUUACAAACAUAUGUUGGAGAUGCUUGUGUAAGGUCAGAGGACUAGGAGUACUAGGAGUGAGAAGUGGUUAGGGGAAACGUGUGAUGGGAGCCAGAACCCAGCUUCCAGGAAUCUUGGGUCUUUUAAAGCUCUGGGAAAUCACACAGGAGUAAAGUUUUGGUUAAAAGAUUCAGGAGAUUGUUAUUAACCACAAGCCACCUACAAAAUCAUACUAUCAGAACGUACGCAGAGAGGAAAACUUCCUUAAAGAUUGUGCAAGGCCCGAAAUCAUAACAUGUUCUUCAGUUUCUCCCUGCAGUCAUGGGAACCCACAUAGUGAAGUAAAAGAAACUUUCUUUCUGAUGCUUGUUGUGUGGAAGAGCCUUAUGUCUCUGGUGGGUCCAUAGUGCACAACACUCUCAGCAGGACUGUGACUCCAUAUGUGGGUGAGCUGCUCCGUGCAUGAAAAUAAUACAGUAAGAUGGUUUUCAUGGGCAGGGUAUGUUUCCCCUCCACAGAGCCAUGGCUAACAGGGGACAGUAACUCUCAACCACCUGAAAACAAGAGGAAAACCCCUAGACAAAGGGGGGAACAUGCAAGGGAAGCCUGCUGCAGCAGAGGCUGGGAGAAAGAAAGAUUUAAUAUGUUUCCUGGUAAAAUGUACACAAUGCAACACAAUCUAACAAUUGCUCUAUCAUUAAUAUUAGCUCUCCUUAGCAUCAGGCCUUACACAUAUGGCCUUAACACACUAAUUCAGCAUCCAAAGGCUUUGCUGUCAAUGAGGCAGGUGCCUGUGUAGAAGGCCAUGGUCUUAGUCACACCCUGGACACUGCAGUGCUCACUCAUGACAUACAGCUCAGCUCCACAGCUGCCCAAUCCCCUCCUGAACUCAGCCCAGGAUCAACUCUCCAAAGAUAAGCUAGCUAGGGGGCCAUUAGAGCGUAUAGCAAGGAGGAAGUAAGGACGCAGGCCCAACUAUUUGUCUUUCCACCUGCUGUGUGACUACGGACAAGAUAAUAAAAACUCUUUGUGCCUCAAUUUCCUUAUCUAGUAAAAUGAGGAUAAUAAUAAUGACAACAAUACCUAUCUCAUAGAGGUGGAUUAAAUUAUUAUUUAUUUAUUUAUUUAUUUAUUUAUUUAUUUAUUUAUUUAUUUAUUUAUUUGACAGAGAGAGACACAGCGAGAGAGGGAACACAAGCAGGGGGAGUGGGAGAGGGAGAAGCAGGCUUCCCGCUGAGCAGGGAGCCCGAUGCGGGGCUCGAUCCCAGGACCCUGGGAUCAUGACCUGAGCCGAAGGCAGACGCUUAACGACUGAGCCACCCAGGCGCCCCGAGGUGGAUUAAAUUAGAUAAUACUUAGGAAAGUAUUCCAUAAGUAUUAGCUAUUAAUGAAGGGAAUCUAACCUCAUCCAGCAGGUUAGAGUAUACUUCCCUUAAGUAGGGAUAUUUAACACGAGACCUAAAGGCUAUGUGGGAAUCAACUGGUUGAAGUCGUGGCGUGUUUAAGGAAAUUUAAAGAGGCAAGUGAGUCUGGAAAACUGUCACUGUGGGGCUGGGUAGGAGACGUGGCUGAAACAGUGUGAAGGGUCAGAUCACGCAGAAUGUCAUGGCCAUAUACGGAAUGUAGAUGUGAUCCUCAGGACAAUGGGAAGCCACCGAACCCUGUUAAACAGAAUAAUGAUAUGGGAACACUGGAGCUUCAGAAACAUGACAGUGGCAGCACAGUGGACAUAUGGAGAAUGGGUUGAAAAAGGCCAGUGCAAGGACAGGCAGAGGGGAUCACAGUGUUAAUUACGGGGGAUGGGAAUAUGGAGGCUCAUACUUCUGCCUUGCCAAUCCAAGUGAUAAGGCAACAUAUGAAGGGGACCUACUUUGGGGAAGACAGGAUGAUUUUCACAUUAAACAUCUUGAUCUUGUGGCAUUGGUGCAAACUUCAAGUAGAAGACUUCAGAACACUAUUGGAUGUCUGGGUCUUAAAUUCCUGGGAGAAGUCUAGCUGCACAUACAAAUCUGAAGCCACAGGAAAAUGCCUGCACGCAAGUUAACUGAUCAAAUAGAAAGCCUAGGCGAAACCCUUCAAACCAAGGCUCCUGAGCAGAUAGGAUAUUUAAGGCCAGAAAGUAGGGUUAUAAUUCCGUUGCAAUAAAAGGGGGGAAAAUCAGUGCUCAAGAUAAAUUUGGAGGCAAGGUGGCAGAAGAUUGAGGGAGCUUUCAUGUGAUGACAGCUAUUUCUCUAUCAAUGAGAAGAAGGAGAAUGAACAUUGUGGAAACACAUAAAGGUUUCUGGGCAGCCCAGAGACUGUUAAGUCGAGGUAAGAAAUCAUGAUUUUCCAUGCCACUCCCAUCAAAGUUCAUCAUUGGUUUUCAUACUGCUUCACGCUUAUCUUGCACUUUACAUCAUAUUAUAACAUAGCCCAGGAUUUGGUAGACACUCAGUUACCUCAAACUCAAAUAGAUACAGUGUGAUUCUUUGCAUUAUUCCUCCUGAUAGGUUUGUGGAUACUCAAUCAAAAGAAUUAGAGCUAUCAGACUGGUUUUCUCCCAGAUGUUUACAGCUAUACAUUUCCUUCUGAGUAUUGCUUUUCACUGCAUCCCAUAAGUUUUGUGAAUACAUGAACCUGUCGACCACCAGCUGGUCAGCUCCAGUUGUAUGGGAUGGCACUUUCAAUGAAGAAGUAUUGGAAGAGUAUUAUGAAAAACAUAAAAUUACUGUGGGAUUGAUUGUAUUUGCUGUAGGAAGAUAUAUUGACCACUACUUGAAGAAAUUUGUAUUAUCUGCAGAUGAGUUUUUUAUGGUUGGCCAUAAAGUCAUAAUUUAUGUCCUGAUAGAUGACUUCUCCAGGAUGCCUUGGAUACAGCUGGGUCCCCUCCGUUCGAUCAAAGUGUUUGAAAUUAAGCGAGAGAAGAGAUGGCAAGAUAUCAGUAUGAUGCGCAUGAAGGUUAUUAGUGAACAUGUUAUGGAUCAUAUCCAAUAUGAAGUUGACUUUCUCUUCUGCAUGGACGUGGAUCAAAUCUUCAUAAGGAAAUAUGGAUUGGAGACUCUGGGGGAGUCAGUAGCUCAGUUACAUGCUUAUUGGUAUAAGGAAGAUCCUACAGUGGUGCCAUAUGAAAGAAGUGAGUUAUCAGAAGCAUAUAUACCUUUUGGUAUGGGAGAUUUUUAUUACCAUGCUGCUGUGUUUGGUGGCACUCCCAUUCAAGUUCUCAAUAUUGCCAGGGAGUGCUUAAAAGGAAUCAUGAAUGACAAGAAAAACAGCAUCGAAGCAGUGUGGCAUGAUGAAAGUCACUUAAACAAGUACUUCUUUCUCCAUAAACCCACUAAACUCUUAUCACCAGAAUAUUGCUGGGAUUUUACUAAAACAGAUGUUCCUUUUAUUUACAGUAUCAAACUCUUUUGGGCUAAAAAGGAUUAUGAACAUCUUAGGGUGACAAUGUAAUUAUAUAGCACUUCCUUCAGGUUGCUGAAGUUAAGAGCAUCAUUUUGUCUUAUUCCUUAGGAAAUUAGCACUUGAUAAAUUUUACCACUAAAAAAAAGAAUCACUAACAAAAUGGCAAGGCCACCAACACAGCAUACUCAUACUUUCCCUCAUAUUCAUUUUGAAUUGUAUAAGAUGGGAUAUAGCAGUUGCAGAAUGAAUGUAUUGACAUCAGAUGGAAAUACAGUGAUUUCAUAUCCUGUGUGAGUGUUGAGGAAAUAUUAUUUGUUGGAUCACAAUGAACAAAAUAGAAUCUCUCACAAGAAAAUGAAACCUGAAAUAUUUUUAUUGAUCCAUGUAGAUACACAUUUCUCAUAUUGCGUAAGAAAGGGGAUUGUCUAGAGGUGUGGAUAAGAAGUCACUGCAAGAAUAGUAAUAUUCUCUCUAUGUAAAACAUUAAAGACGUUAAAGUUGCCACCAGAUGGACAGAUAAUUACUUAGGAAACUGAGUCAUUCAAAAAAAUUUUUGAAUUUGUAGUUUUAAAACUUUGUAAAGUUGUUUGUUGUAAAAACUAAUUGAAAAGAAAAUAAACAAGAUACUUAGGAAACUGA